This is a messenger RNA of Xenopus tropicalis (tropical clawed frog), 5601 nucleotides long. RefSeq names its product kelch like family member 6 (gene klhl6). NCBI's taxonomy places the organism in Eukaryota, Metazoa, Chordata, Amphibia, Anura, Pipidae. Gene Ontology annotation, biological process: B cell receptor signaling pathway. The record is from RefSeq and is a predicted model, not a curated record. The coding region runs from base 2395 to 4227 and encodes 610 amino acids. The transcript has 7 exons.
CAGCUUUCUGGAUAACAGGUUUCUGUAAUAAUAAUAGUCUGACUUCCCCAGCCAGGCAUGGACUGAGAUUUAAAAUGGGUACUGUGCAGAGAGGCCCAAACAGCCCCCCACCAGCCCACUAAAUACUAAAUAGUGACUGCCUAUAGGCAGUGUGGCAGCAUGGUGCAAGGAGGGCUGGGUAUCUAUCUGUGUGACACACAGAGCAUUAUUAUAGUCAUUUUGAAAGUGUUCUCAUAAACUGUAGUAGCUCUUUUCUUAUAUAUCUGUGGAUCAUAACUAAAUGUUGUAGAUGUAACUUUUGUCUUGCCCCAAAGCCUUAGAUUUUUGGGAUAUAAUAUUUUCUCAACCAGGAAAUGGAACCUAGAAAUGGUGAAACUUGCCCUUCUCUGUAUGCAUGUCUGCCAAACUAACCUGGACUGUGCCUUUUAUAUUAGGGUAAUCUAGAGAACUGCCCAGAAGCAAAAACAUUUCAGUGGCGAUUCUAAUCCAAACUGCCAGGACCCUGUCUGGUAGAUCAAGGUCAUACUGGGAGCAGUCUUCUCCCCAUUAAAAUGCCACACACGCUGACAGAUUUAGCUGAGUUUUGCAUACAGCAUCACAACAUAUUAACUUUCAGAAAGAUAUUCUAAAUAUCAAAAAGCUGGUUUAUGUUUGAAUUAAACAGUGACUUGGAGUCUAACAUUCAUGAGAAAAAAAUAAUAGUAGCCAAAAAUAGACCAAGAACAAUGAGGUACUUUAAUAGCCAAUUUCCCUGCACAAAGAAUGAAAUGCUUUUAACCCAAUAGUUGAAACAGCUUAACAGAAAAAAUGUUGAGGCUGUUUUUAACAAUGUUCUAUUGUAUGCUGCUUUUAAUAAAAUUAUGAGAGAUGUUAAGAAGGUGAUCAUAGAUUUAUAACCAGACUGAAUCAAAAUAGAAGUAUUUUCACUUAUCUCUAGUUACCUUGUCAGUAGAACCUUUCUUACCUAGUUCUCUUCUCUUGAUCACUUUAACAUUUCUUAAGCCUUUCUGUAUCCCCACUUUCUUAUUUUUCAUUAUACUUUCCAUACCUUUUACUACUUUUUUUCUGCUUCUGUCUCUCAUUCAUGCUAUUAUCUCUUUCCCAUCUAGUUGCUUGUCAUGUAGUUGCCCAUAUGUAAUGAGUAAAUCAAGGCCUAAUGGCUGGCUGGACCUGAGCGUGUUAAGAAUUCAACUGGAACUCUGGAACUGGCAGAUUGAUAUUCUGUUGACAACUGUAACAUUUUCACUGCUGUCAUAUUCCAGAAAUAUAACUGAAACACCCACUACAUGGCAGCCUGUGUAAACCUGUCCAGCCUGUGUAAACCUAUUUAUCAAAGGGUGAAAAUAGAGCUCACCAUAAUUCAUUAGAGGGGCAGCUCUCUCUUCACUUGUAUAGGUUUUUUGGGGGGCAUAUAUAUCAAUGGAUCAUAUCUGUUGCAUUAUGGAAAUUAAUUUUUGAUAAACAUGCCCCAAUAAGGACAUGUAAACUCUUCAUUUUCUUACCAUGUAUAUAAGUUGUGCAAAUCCUUAUCACCAAAACCACACCAUUUGCACUGUAUAUAUAUUCCCUCCGUUCACUAGCACCAUCAUAUUUUCCUAAAACAAAUAGCAGUGUUCACUGGCGGCCAUUUUGCCUCUUGUACAUCUUCAGUGACAUCUCUAUCUGCAAACAGCACAUGUGCGUUGUAAAGUUCAUGCUAUGAAGAAUGCAGGCUUACACAGACAGAACUUACUUUGAUACAAAUUUCUGUUUCGAUUGAGCACUAUAAUGGUUAAAAAAAAACAUGUUUCACAUGUUGCACAACUAGAGCAGAGUUUAUUUGGAAAUCAGCAAUGACCUUUCUUCAUUUGCUGCUAGACUUGAGAUUGUAUUUUGUUACCUGAGUUGAGAAGACCAGAGCAUGCUCAGUAGCCAAAAUCCAAAGCAAAUUCCUAAGGGGGCGAGUGAGUUAUAUGAGGAGAAGGAAUCCUUAGUGAUUAUGGGGAUGCUCCAGCCUUACUUACAGGUAUUUAAUAUUUUUUAUAUAUUUCUUAUUUAUUUAACUGAAAAAAAAACAUAUUUAGGUUUAUGUAGUUCCAAAUUCUGCUUAUUGUUUCAUGGAAACACUUCACACUUCACAGGUGCCAUACAAACAAAUGAUGAAUAUAAGAAAUAAAAAUAUUAAACACUGCAGGAUAAGAAACCCCUGUUGCUCGUUCCAGUGACACUUGGCAAAUGGAACUGAAAGCUGUAGUCUGCCGACUAAGAAAGUGCAAGGUUUCCUGUUUUGAGUGUGAUAGUUGUAGAUAACUUUUGAGCCUUGGACAGGAAAUCCGCUUUGCUUGUUAAGUGUGACCUAACGGCAUCUCAAGAGCAGACUUAGAAUCAUCACAACACUGCUUACAACCAACAGCUAUGGGAGAGUCGGUAGAGAAAAGCACGGAUGACUUUAUUAUUUCAUUGAACAGUGAGUGCCCCAAAGAACUGGGUGAGCUCAUUGAGAACUCCAGUGGCGAUAACAGAAAAUUUGAUGACACCGGAUUUACUUUGGCUCUACAGAGUGGGCUUGAAAACCUAAGGCUUGAAAACUCCCUGACAGAUGUUGUCUUGUGUGUUGGUGACAAGGUGUUCCCUUGCCACAGGGUGGUUCUGGCGGCAGCGAGCAAUUAUUUUAGGGCCAUGUUCUGUAAUGACCUGAAAGAAAAAUAUGAAGAGAAAAUUAUAAUCCAAGGAGUUGAGCCAGAGACCAUGCAGAUUAUCUUGGAUUAUACUUACACAAGCAAAGUGGUGAUUACAAAACUCAAUGUGCAAAAAAUCUUGGAAGCUGCCAGCCUUUUCCAGUUUCUACGAAUGGUGGAUGCCUGUUCCAGUUUCCUUACAGAAGCCCUUCAUCCAGAAAACUGUGUUGGAAUCUUGAGACUUGCAGAUGCUCACUCGCUGGAAUCGCUGAAGGUGCAGGUUCAGAAUUACAUUAUUCAAAAUUUUUCCCAAGUAUUGAACCAAGAGGAUUUUUUUGAACUUCCGUUUGAAAUCCUCUUUCAUAUGCUGAAGAGUGACGAUCUGUAUGUUACAGAGGAAGCCCAAGUGUUUGAGACUGUUAUAAACUGGGUAGAAUAUAAGAAGUCAGAGAGACUUGAACUGUUGCCAAAAAUUAUGGAAUGUGUCCGUCUUCCCUUGCUGGAUCCUUGGUAUCUUGUUGGCAAUGUAGAAGCUAAUGAACUUAUAAGACAGUGCCCUGAUGUAUUUCCUUUAAUGCAGGAAGCACGGAUAUACUACAUGGCUGGAAAUGAGGUCAUUUCUGAAAGGACAAAGCCGCGCAUCCAUGAGUUCCAAUCAGAAGUGUUCAUGAUCAUCGGGGGAUGCACAAAAGAUGAGAAGUUUGUCACCGAGGUGACUUGUCUUGAUCCCCUGAGAAGAAGUCGCCUUGAAGUUGCAAAAUUACCAGUUUCUGACCAUGAAAAUGAAAGUGAGAACAAGAAAUGGGUUGAAUUUGCAUGCAUCACCUUUAAAAAUGAGGUAUAUAUAUCAGGUGGAAAAGAUACCCAGCAGGAAGUCUGGAAAUAUAAUUCAUCCAUUAACAAAUGGAUACAAAUAGAAUAUUUGAAUGUGGGCAGAUGGAGGCAUAAGAUGGCCGCACUUUGUGGAAAAGUAUAUGCUAUCGGAGGAUUUGAUGGCAGUCAGAGAAUUUACAGUGUUGAAGUUUAUGACCCAUUCCAUAAUGGAUGGACAGAGGUAGCUCCAUUACUCAUCAGUGCAAGUUCCUUUGCUGCCGCGUGCCACCAGAAGAAGCUUUAUGUUAUUGGUGGUGGGCCAAAUGGCAAGCUGGCUACAGAUAAAACUCAGUGCUAUGAUCCAGAAACCAAUAAAUGGUGCUUAAAAUCACCAAUGCCUGUAGAAGCCAAAUGCAUCAAUGCCGUGAGCUUCAAUGAUCACAUCUAUGUUGUCGGUGGAGCUAUGAAAGCACUGUACUCGUAUAGCCCUCUUGAAGAUACCUGGUGCUUAGUAACAAAGUUCACCCAUGAAAGGGCAAGCUGUGGGAUAGCAGCGUGCUGCAAUAAAAUAUUCAUAACCGGGGGUCGAGAUGAAAAGAACGAGGUGAUUGCCACUGUUUUGUGCUGGAAUGUUGAGACUGAAAAACUGACCGAAGAGUGUGUUCUUCCAAGAGGUGUCUCACAUCAUAGCAGUGUAACAAUACGAAAGUCUUACACACAUAUACGCAGGGUAAUACCUGGAGCUGUUUCUGUCUGACCAGAAGCAAAGGCAGUGUGUCUUAGACACAGAACAAUUCUGUUGGACUCUUGUACUGGAGACCCUUGUACAGUAUACUAAAUGGACUCUUCCGCUAUUGCCUUAACAGAGGUAGAGUUAAGGUUUGUAUGAUAUGAAAGACUAUUCUAUUAUUUUUAAAACUUCUAAAUUAAAAAAAAAUCGGUAAAUCGGUAAUGUGUUCUUUUUUUAGAGAAAAUUGGGAGCAGAUUGCAGAAGCAAUUAUCUUUUUGACUUUUGUACAUACUCAUAUCCCAAUAACCUGUUUCAAUGUACAUGUUGAUAGUGACCCUUUGAUGUGAGGGAGUUUGAUAAAGGGGUUGCAAAAUAAGUGAUAUAUCUGAUCAUAUUGAUUCCAUUAUUAAAACACUUCUACCUUUUCCUCAAGAAAGCCAAAAGUAUGUGGACACCAGGUUGUUCAAUUGCCCAUUCUCAAACUAAAUGUAUUAAUAUGAAGUUGGCCUUUUCUAUGCAUCUACAACAGCUUUGCCUUCUACUCUUAAGGGAAGGCUUUCCACUAGGUGUUGGAACAUUGUUUCCAUUUAUGAAUAAGAAUUUGGGUGCUCACAUUGGGAGAUCAAGCCUGGCUUGCAUUAAUUCAUCCCACAGGUGUUGCGCUGGGCUAAUGUCAGAGUUCUGUCAUUAAUGUUCUUUCUCUCCCAUCUCUGCAUGGACCUUACUUUUUACAUGGGGUUAUUAUCUGAUGAAUUAGGAAAAAGCCUUCCCCAAACUAUUGCCACAGUAGGAAGCAAAGCAUUGUCAAGAAUGCCAUUCCAAGAUGCAGUGGAAAGCCGAAGCGACGUGUAAGCCUUUCCACCAGCGAUUCCCUUUGUGGCAUUUCGAUUAAUCACCAGCGGUAGCAGAGAUCUAUUGCCAGCAACUAAAUCGCUCCGUGGGCCUUAAAAUACUUUAGACCAUAUGGUGUCUAUAAGUAUACAGUAAGGAUUAGUGGAACAAUCUUCUCUACUGUAUAAACAACAAAACUUCUGAGUUUGGCAAAUACAUCAUCUGAAUGUGUUAAAGCAGUAUAAAUGUUCUCCAUACUAUUUAGUUAGCCUGUUUGGUGGCUAUGGCAUUGUGGGAUAGGAGUCUAGGUAUUAUCAGGUAUGCCAACCCAGUCCUGUACUGCCUUGUGGAUUUCCAGAAAACAGGCACUGAUGGUGGAAGAACAGAUAUGAAAGAGACGUCCCUCAUUCUUGACAUUAUUAUGCAUUUAUUAUUUAAUAUUAAGGUUGUAAAAUAAGAUGUAAUUUUUUUGUCUAACAGCAGGCUGAAGACUAAGUUUAUAAGUACAUUUUUUUUAAAAAAACAUCAAUGCAUUUGUAUUUUGUACAAUAAAGUAUGUGAACCCUCUUA